Rotaria sp. Silwood2 is the source of this 1252-nucleotide messenger RNA. NCBI's taxonomy places the organism in Eukaryota, Metazoa, Rotifera, Eurotatoria, Philodinida, Philodinidae. The record is from the annotation of a GenBank genome assembly.
AUGGAUGUUUGUGAUCCACAAUGUGUCAAAGAUCCUUGGGACCGUUAUGCUGCUGUUAUCAAAUCAAAUAUGCGUCGGUAUUUGAAUGAAAACCAUAAUGUUACCAAUGCUUCUGAAUUUGUUGAAGCGUGGCACUCUCAUAAAGGAGUCAAAGGGGCUCUUGCACUUGAUUGUGAAAUUACGAAUAAUAUGCGUCAAAAAGAAAACAAGUGCAAGAUUAAACAGAUAACUGAUUUUUUUAAUUUCGAGUAUUUAAGAAAUGGGCUCUUAGUACAUCGCUCAUGGAAUAUUGGUUGUGGUCUCCUGAUACCCUGGCCACAGUUAAAUCGCAGUAGCGAUGUUUAUAGCCUAAUUUCUAAAGGCAUAGAUGGUUUUGCUCAUGAAUGGGUACAGACUAAUGAGAAGUCAGUCGAUCAAAGUAUAGAUGCUGAUGGCAGUGAUGAACAGAAAGUGAUGUUAUCACAAAAUCCUAACGAGCUGAAAAGCCUAUAUGAAUGUAAUGUCGAGUCAGGUUGUACGGCUGAAUUCCUAAGAUUUAAAUUAGCUAAUAAACAUCUUGCUUCAUUGCCUAAAGUUAAAAAAUUUCAAUGUCAAUUACUUUUAAAAGAAUACAAUGAAAAACAAAAGAAUUUGAUUGGAAUAAAUAAAGAAUUAAAUAGAAAUAUAAUAAAUGGUUUUUAUAAUAUGUUUUCUCCUCAUCAUCGUUACCGUAUAAAAUCGCAAUUAUAUGAUAAAGAACAAUACAAAUUAGCUCGAUUUAAAAAUUUACAUUCAAUAAAAAUUUCUAAAUUAUUAAAUGCAUAUGGAGAUUAUACACGAGCUCAUCUUCUUUCUAUAGACAAAUUAGUAUAUAACUUAUCAUCACAAUUACUUACUUUACCACAAUUAAAAUUAUUAAGUAGAGGUUGGAAAUUUUGUAUUGAAGAAAGAAUUACUAAACCAUUAAAUAUACAAAUUGAAAUAGAAUAUGAAUUAAUAAAGAUAAAAGAAGAAUCGGAAAAGAAAAAUAUUGAUUGGGAGCAAUUAUGUAAUAGAAUUAAAGUUAUUUCUAAUGAAGUGAUAAAUAAAUGUGGAAACUUCGGAUUUAAAUCCGAGAGUUAUGUGUACUUCAAAAAGUGAAUUAAACAGAUAAGUCAUCCUAGAAUGUGUGGACAUCAAAAUUAUCCUGGCAAAUAUUUCCUAUAAACACUUGACUUCUAUUGGCUAUUGCUCACCCAAUAUGACUUGGGGGCGAAUACAGAUCAGAUUCGAA